AUGGUAUCGGAGCCAAAGACGGAGAUCAUGUGCAUGCUGCCGAAAGGGAUCGAGGAACGCCCGUUCACGGUCAGUGCCGCCGGCCAGACGUACAACAAGCAGACAGAUCGGUUUGUGUACCUCGGACGUACCAUCUCCGUGGACGGGAAGGCCGACCGGGAGAUCACGAGCCGCAGCUGCCGAGCGUGGAAGUGCUACCGCCGGAACAGUGCUUCGAUGUACGACAGGCGACGGGCCGACCGCCAGCUCAAGAUCCGGCUACUCCAGGCUGAAGUGGUGGAGACUCUCCUGUAUGGGUGCGCCUCGUGGAGCCUAACAGCGGAGCACUACACGAAGCUCAAUGGGACCCACCGCCAGUUCCUCACACGGUGCAUCGGCUGGAGCAAGCGGAAACGCUCAGACCGCCCCCUGUCCUAUGCCCAGGCCCUCAUGCAGGCAGGCUGCGAGGAGUUGGUUUUUCCAUCGAGGCCACCGUGCGCAAACGGAGACUGUGUUUCGCGGGCUUUGUUACGCGCAUGGAGGACAACCGCCUCCCCACGCGAAUGCUCUUAG
Molecule: messenger RNA, 552 nt
Organism: Ectocarpus sp. CCAP 1310/34
Lineage: Eukaryota; Phaeophyceae; Ectocarpales; Ectocarpaceae
Source: the annotation of a GenBank genome assembly